Closterium sp. NIES-65 is the source of this 1362-nucleotide messenger RNA. The record is from the annotation of a GenBank genome assembly. NCBI's taxonomy places the organism in Eukaryota, Viridiplantae, Streptophyta, Zygnematophyceae, Desmidiales, Closteriaceae.
AUGCUCCAAGCAUUAUUUAGGGGCGGGGUGUUGCGUCCACUCUUUCGCCGCUUGUUCUUUUGGGGAUUCCUAUCUGCUCAUUCCAAUCUGACAGCCAUUGUUGACGACUGCAUAACAGCCGCAGCGAAUUCAACGGAAGAAGCCGCGAUGCUGCAUCACUCAGUCGCAGCAAAGCCGCUCGCUUCAGUACCUGUCGCAGGCCUCGUCGCUAGCUCCGCCCCUUAUACCGCACGCCCCGGCACCGGCAAGGCAGGUGGAAUUGGCCUAGUGGGUAGCAGCGAGAGAGCGCGCGGGACCCGGAGGGAUCUAAGCGGCGCGUUGGUCGGGUGGAGGCGGUUAGAUCGGGCCUUGAGCAGACGGUCAAUUUCCGCGUCUGGUGGGGUGGUUGUGGCCGCUACUGCAGGCGCGGCGGAUAGGGCAAGCGGCGGCGAGAUGGACUCGGCGGAGCGACCCGUGAAGAUGACGCUCCAUCGCCCCGAGUCUCUGCCCCCUCAGUCGCGCCCUUCUUCCCAUCGCGCCCUCUCCCCCAUCGCGCCCUCUCCCCCAUCGCGCCCUCUCCCCAAUUGCGCCCUCUCCCCAUUCGCGCCCUCUCCCCAAUUGCGCGCUCUCCCCAUUCGCGCCCUCCUCCAUCGCGCCCUCCCCCAUCGCGCCCCCUCCUGUCUUCCCCCCCCGCCCUCCAGCCCGGUGGUGGAGCACGUGGCGCUGUUUAAUAUGCCGGCGGACAUGGCGGAGGAGAGCGAGGGCGACAUGCUGAGCCACCUGUACUCGCUGCAGUACCACUACCCGCACCUCCUCGCCAUCUCGCUCGGCCGCAUCCAACCCACCAAGCGCCCCGUCGGCUUCUCCCACGCGCUCUUCGCGCGCUUCCCCUCGCGCCAGGCACUGGACGGCUUCCUCGCGCUGCCCGCGCUGGCGGCCGCCAUGGAGCAGUUCGUCACGCCCUCGUGCACGGACACGCUAUCGCUGUCAUACGAGGCCCAGGUGGAGGCAGACAUAGAGAGCGUCUUCAGGCGUGGCGAUGCGUAUGAGCGGGGAGUGGAGCACGUGGUGUUCCUGCGCGCCAAGCCAGCAGCGGAGGCGGACAAGCAGAGCGCCAUGGUUGCAGCUCUGGCUGCCCUGCCCCUAGUCAUGGAACCGCACAUCCUCGUGCAGCUCACUGCUGGCGCCAACUUUGCUGUCGACACCGCCAAGGGCUUUACGCACGGACUCGUGGCGAGAUUCCCCUCAGAGGAGGCACUGGAUGCUUACAACAAGCACCCCAGCCACCGGCAGGUGCUGCGACAGCAUGUGCUGCCAUUGAGUGAAUCCAUCUUGGCUGUUGACUUUCACGUGGAUCCUGUAGGGAGGGAAGAGAAGGUUUAG